AUGAUGCAUGUUGAGCUCUAUCCCUAAACAAGCAAUUUAAGUUUUAUGCUUCAAGUAUAAAGCAAAGAUGUCUAUCCGAAUUAUCAUAUCUGGAUCAAGUUCUGCACAUUUUCUUAGUAUGUUGACUGUUGCUCAAUCGAUUUCGCAUUAAAUCUGAAGAAGUUUAUUAAUUAAAUUCACAUAGUUUAAUCAUAAUGUAGUCUCAUGUUUAGAUUAACCCAGAAGUCGAACUUUACAGCCUUGAUUCAUUACCAUUAUAGUGGCAAGAUUAUCAAUAUCACAUGUAAUUUAGAGAAGGUAGUGCAUAUUAAAUGA
This is a messenger RNA of Paramecium tetraurelia, 315 nucleotides long. RefSeq lists its product as uncharacterized. The record is from RefSeq and is a predicted model, not a curated record. Lineage: Eukaryota; Ciliophora; Oligohymenophorea; Peniculida; Parameciidae. The transcript has a single exon.